This is a messenger RNA of Stegastes partitus (bicolor damselfish), 3248 nucleotides long. It is a transcript of the gene cavin4, whose product is annotated as caveolae associated protein 4. The record is from RefSeq and is a predicted model, not a curated record. Lineage: Eukaryota; Metazoa; Chordata; Actinopteri; Pomacentridae. The coding region runs from base 187 to 1152 and encodes 321 amino acids. The transcript has 2 exons. Gene Ontology annotation, cellular component: caveola; cytoplasm. Gene Ontology annotation, biological process: regulation of gene expression.
AGGGGUAGGUGGAGUUUCCACUCUCUCCUGUCCCCAGACCUGAGUUUGGGUCACAGCGGUCGGGUGUGCCUCUCUCCGGUCUCCCUGCUGGUAACCCCUAUCGGUUCUGGUUCGAUUUCCCGAAACUCAACAACAAAACUGAAACUUUAGUGCAAAACUUAAGAAAAGAAGCAUCAAAACACUGCAAUGGAUCAGCACAGGUAUCGCACGGCAGGUGUCCAGGAGAAGCUGGAGAUCGUCGGGGUGGAGGACGAGGCCGGGAACCCCAUCAGCGCCCUGACCAUCCUGUCGCUGCUGGAGCGCGUCGCCGGCAUCAUCGACAACGUCCAGUCCUGCCAGCAGCGUAUGGAGGAGCGUCAGCUAGAGCUGGAGAACAACAUCAAGACCAUCCAGGGUGACGUUCUGAAGCUGGCCAAGGACCACACCGACACCAGUGGCACCGUGGAGAAGCUCUUGCAGAAGACCCGCAAGGUCAGCGCCAACGUCAAGGAGGUCCGGACGCGUGUCGAGAAGCAGAACGUUCGGGUCAAGAAAGUAGAGUCGACGCAGGAUGAACUGCUCACCAGAAACAAGUUCCGAGUCGUCAUCUACCAGGGGGAGGCGGAGGUCCCAUCAGUGGCCGUCACCAAAUCUCCCCAAGGACCUGGUCUGGAGGGGUUGGAGAUCGAACCCGACUCCUAUGACAUCCCCGCCGACCUCUCCUCCGACGAGGAGUACCUGAGUGUGGAGGAAGCCGACUCCUCACGGGCUGCUCGCCUCAAGAAGUCCAUGGUGAAGAGUACGGAGACCCUGAAGGCUGCCUUCUCCAAGGAGAACAUGAGCAAAACCAAGGGCAACCUGGGCACAAAGUUCCACAACCUAGGCGAGAAGAUGAUGCCACAAGAGCGCAGGGAGAAGAUGCACCAGGCUGGCGAGCGGCUGAAGCAGUCUGGCGAGCGGCUCAAGGAGAACAUCGCCAAGAAAGCUCCGAGCAAAGAGGCCUUUCGCAUCAAGCUGAAGAAGGAGAGGGCCGUCGCCGAGGGCCAGGAGGGUGCCGAGGGCGAGGGCAAGGGCGAGGAGCCGGCAGGAGGCGUGGCCUACACUGAGGUUGCCAUGGAAACCAAGAGGGAGGGGCCGGUGGAGGAGGCUGGCGCCACCCGGAUAGCGGAGUAAGAUCACAGGUAGUAGAUGAGCACCGAUUGGACGGCGCUGAAAAGAAGAUGAGGUUGGACACUGGAGAAAACUCAGCCAGGAGUAGGAAAAGGUGUAUGAUCAGUCAAGGACGGACAGUUUAUUUGUUUGAAUGUGUCAAAGUGGAAGAAUAAUCAUCAGAACAUGAACUGUUAUUAUAAAAUCUGCAAAUUCAGGUCAUCAAGAAUCAUCUGUUGUCAUUGAAAUAACUUGACGCACUGGGACAAAUUACGAUUUAGGAUUUCAAAUCAAAGAUCCCAAAAGUUAUGUUUGACUAAUUUGUGAGCCCAGAUUGUGUUGUGAUUCAUAACCAGGCUCCAAGUGCAGAUAAUUUGCACAGGAUGGUUGGAGGGAAAGGAAAGAUGGCAGGUGGUUGACAGAACUUUGAGAAGGAAGAUGAAUGUUGACGUCUACGUGUUGAUCUUUACAUAUAAUAAUGUUGUACAUACUGCCAAAACUGGGAAGGUGAAGUUGGCCUCAGCUGGUCUCUGAGAAGCCCGGUGAGAAAAGAAGCUAACACCGAGUCAGACUGGUUUCUGAACACAGAAUAGUUAGAGUUAAAGAGGAAACCUUGUGGUGCUAGACAGCGACAUCAGUGAGCGCUUAGGUAGAUAUUAAAGCUGCACCAGGCGAAGAGGUUUAACCCAAUGAGGUGACUUUAGGUACCUCCAAGUAACCAUAUAAUGCUGCACAACAUAAACUGGUUAAAGAUACAAGUUGUUUCCAUGAAGUAGUUUGAAUUAUCACAUUAGACACAAGAUAAUGUAAACGGCAAAAUUCAUAAAACUUUCCUAGUUUUGCAAUAUGCUUGCUUAAGGUUUUUGACUAUAUCUGUGAAAAUCUGUCAUCAAGAAGCUAGCUUGAGGUUGUUUUUCAGUUUUUGAAAAAAUAUUUAAUUUUUUGAAGCCCAAGGUGUAUACAGUCCUGUCAUCUGCAAAGAAAUGGAAAAGUAAGUAAAGAAAAGUAAAAUUACAAUUAAUACAGAAGCUCAGUUCACGUUUAGUGAAUUUCUAGAUUAGUUUCCAUCAUGUAUCUUUAAGUAUUGCAUCAGAGAACGUUAAUGGAUAAUGCAAGAUUUGAAAAAAAAAAAAAAAAACUCGUGAAAUCUUUUACACCUGAUUGAGGUAGUUUUUUUUUUUUUUAAACCUUUUCCAAAAAGAGGAGCUUUGUCGUAGACUGAAACAUGCUUUCUGAAAUAAUGAAUGAAGAUUUAUCUCACAUGAACUUCAAGCUGUUUCUACUUCUUCCGUUGUCUUUGUAUCUGGACAACAUGAACUUUGCUGACAUAAAACAACGAGAAAUUUCAAGAAAUUACAAUUUUUCCGAUUGGAAACAAUUCCUGAAGGUUCAUAUUUCUUUCACAGAUGGCCGAUGUUUUGUUUGUUUAACUUCUUCUAAGUUUUUUAGCAGUUUGCAAACAACAAAUACCGCUGCCUCUGAAACCCUUUGCCCAGUGCAGCUUUAACUUUAACACUAACUGGUGAUAGAACUAGUAAAACCUUUGCAUGAACUUUAGAGUUACGCAGCCUCCUCUUACUAGACAGUAGUCAGACUGUAAUUACUUGUCGGAAUGUGAUGGAUUUGAGCUGUGGUGCUGGUGGCUUCAAAGCUUUUUGCUGCAUUCAGGUGGAUGAAUGUUUUAGUUUGAUAUUCAUAGUUUCUUUUGAAGUUUUUUCUCCUGGAGCGAUUACUGAGGUCACCGCCUUCGUCAGGAUCACAGGAUGUAAAGUUUUUGGCGCUUAAGUCAUCAGAUGUUCUGUGUUUUCAGUAGAAGCUUUGCUUUCAUAGUGCUGCCAUUAUACACGAGUACAGCGUCUUAUUCUGAAAAUACACAAUCUGUAUAUCUUUAACUUCUGUUUCAUUUCUUUCUUAUAUAUUUAUGUUUCUGCACUGCUGCUGUUGAGUGGAUUUAAUGCAGUAGGCGAUAGUAUUUGCAUUCGUUUUUGAGUACAGCUUGUUUUGUUGCAAUUUUUACAAUCAUCAGUCUCAAAGGUGACAGCGAAAAACAGCUGAUUGUUGUUGUUUUGUGCCUGUAUUCACUUUUUGUUUUUGAUAAAUAAAGUGAAACCUCUAUAAAC